Messenger RNA from Sporisorium graminicola, 5964 nucleotides. RefSeq lists its product as uncharacterized. Gene Ontology annotation, cellular component: THO complex part of transcription export complex. The coding region runs from base 1 to 5964 and encodes 1987 amino acids. Gene Ontology annotation, biological process: mRNA export from nucleus; mRNA processing. The transcript is spliced from 2 exons. The record is from RefSeq and is a predicted model, not a curated record. Gene Ontology annotation, molecular function: mRNA binding. NCBI's taxonomy places the organism in Eukaryota, Fungi, Basidiomycota, Ustilaginomycetes, Ustilaginales, Ustilaginaceae.
AUGAUGUCGCUUCCAUCUGACCACGAUCCACAUGCAUUUGUGGCCGACUGCGUCACCAACUGGAGCGACCAUGGCGCGUCGCAACUUAAAAUCUGUGUAGACGACGCCAUCGCACGCACAUAUCAGGGCCACAGGAACUCGAACCUCUUUGCGCUGCUUGCUGCCAGUCUUCGUCUCUAUUGCAUGACAUCACGUACGCCGGAGGAUUUUGCGUCGCAGCUCUUCGACCUUGCAAUCCAGCGUGUCAAAGAAGAUCCAAUCCAAUCCAUCUUUUCAGACUCCCUGCUCGACUCAAUAUGGAGCAUCGACCUCGAAAUCGAAUCUCGCAAUGAUCUUAUCUGUUCUCAAGCACAGGACACUGGCAGCGACAUUGUCAUAGGCAUGGACCCGCAAGAUUCAAUACCUUCUACAGUCGCACGCCAACGACUUGCUGACCUCGUCCAUCAGCUCAUCUCUGCCUCCGUAUUCACUCAUGACCAAGCAGCUGAGAGGCUCGAGCCCAGCCUGACCACCUUGAUUGGUCUCAUUCCUAACGAAGCUUACUUUAACAAACGAUUUGUCCAGCUUCGUACAGCCCGUCUUUUCAAGCAGCAAAAGUUCAACCUUCUCCGCGAGGAAAACGAGGGGUACACCGCACUCAUCACCGAAAUCGUCACUAAUCUUGGUCCUUCCGUCGCUGCCGUGCGAUGUCGACGGCCGAGUCAGGACGGUCAACCGGUCUCUGCCUCCAUCUUUGACAGCAAUGCGGUCACUGUCGUCGAGCAAGAAUCUCCUCUCACCCGCAAUCGCCGAGCAGCACGUGUCAUGAACAACGUGCAAGCCCUCAUCGGCUACUUUGAUCUCGAUGCGAAUCGCGUUCUCGAUGUCAUUCUCGACCUCUUUGCCACCGAAGUCAUGCGUCACUAUCCUUUCUUUCUCGCCUUGCUUGCAGAUUCCCCCUGGGCGAAUUCAAGCACAGCAUCAACAUCGCCUUCCGCCUCGAACGGGACUGGCAGCAAACACCUUUUCGGCGGGCUCGAUCUCGACCUCUCUUCUGACUCGGGCGAUCGCAUCUGUGCUCAGCUGCUUGGCUUCAAGUUUGCCCACUACCGUCAUGCCGAUACCAAGGACUCGACCCCGGACGAGCUCUACUUUCUUGCCGCUCUCCUCAUAAAGACGGGCUUCGUCCGUUUCGCCGAUCUCUAUCCGCAUCUGUCGCCUAACGAAGAAGGCAUGAACAAGCUCCACGCUAAGCAUCGACAGGCCAUGUCCGCCAAACUUUCGAGCGCUCGAGCCAAUGCUCUCUCCAUGGCUGCUCCUCUAACCGACGACGCAGAUCCAUCCUCUGUGCGCAAAGACUCGUCCAAAUCCGCUGCAGACGCGCCACCGAAGGAGCCUCCAUACCAGACCGUCGGUCUGCUGCGCGCCUUGCUUGCGCUCGGUGAUAUGCGCCAUGCCCUUAUCAUCCUCGCACGCUAUCCCUGGCUCUGCUCCGCGUUCGACGAAAUCGCGGACGCCUACAUCCGUCUGCUCAAGGUCGUCAUCCAGCCAGCGUACGACGAGAUCUCGUUCUCGCGCAUGAACCCAGCAUGCGCCAGCGCUACAGUCACCGCACCCAAGCCGCGCUGGGAUGCAAAGCAGCAGCAGGUGAUCCCGCCUGCAGUCAAGAGUCUCACCUUGACUCGCAAGGUUCCGGAACCUGUUCCUUCCCUCAAUUGCCAGCAAGUGUUCUUCUAUCCGCACUGGACCGACUCUCUUCCCAGCUGCCACAGCCUUGACGAUGUUGUUCGCAUCUUUUUGCCCCUUCUCAAAAUCCUCGGUGUUCCUCUGUGGAGGGAUGCCGCGCUGCUUCAAAAACUUUGCCGCCUGACCAAGGUCGGGUUCCGACUGGCGAAUGCGAGAGACGCCUCAAACGGUGCCCCAGCAGACGACUUUGACGACUUUGACGAGCCUCAACCGGAUCCCGAGAGCCAGAUCUGGUAUGACGUCUUGCGAUUCCACCUUCUGCCCGCACUCUCCUUGUCGCCUCCUAAUUCGGGCAUCGUCGACGAGAUUUGGAUGCUCGUUCGUAACAUGCCCUACGAAAAGCGUUUUUCGUUGUACGGCCAAUGGAAGAACGACCUCUACCAGCUGCCCGAGCUGCGCGCAGCGCAGGCUGCGACAGAAAAGGAGGCCAAGGGUAUCCUCAAAAGAAUCAGCAAGGACAACAUCAAGCAAUCCGGUCGCAACCUCGCGAAGGCCUCGCAUUCCAACCCAACCAUCUUCUUCACCGUCGCACUGAACCAGGUCCAGGCGUACGACAACCUCAUCCAACCCUUGGUGGAAUCAGCAAAGUACCUCUCUCAGUUCGAGUACGACAUCUUCUCAUUCAACCUUGUCGACGCCCUCAGCAAUCCGGAGAAGGAGCGCACCAAGCAAGAUGGUACCAACAUCAGCUUGUGGCUCAAGAGUCUGGCUGCCUUUUGCGGCACCCUCUUUCGCCGCUAUGCCAUGAUGGACUGCACUCCCAUCCUCCAGUACUUGGUCAAUCAGCUCAAGGCUAACAACUCGAAGGAUUUGGUGAUCAUGUCCGAACUCAUUACAAAAAUGUCUGGCAUUGAGCCGCUGGCCAACCUUGCGGAUGCACAGGUCGCAGCUUUGACAGGCGGCCGCCAUCUUCACAUGGAGGCGAUGAUGGCUGCCAACGCGCUUACCGGUAGCAAAGAGCGACUCGCGUACCGCCGCUCAGGUCAACGUCUACUGCAUGCGCUGGUGGAGAGCAAGCUUUCUGUGCCCCUCCUCAUCUUGGUCGCCCAGCAGCGUCAAGCUUGCAUUCACCUCGUGCCAGAAAGCGAGGCGCACCUCAAAUACCUCGGGAACCUGUACGACUCGUGCCAGGAGGUGCUGCUGCAGUACGUAGAGUUCCUCUUCAAUCAUCUCGAGACUGCCGAUUAUGCCUCGCUCGUACCUUCGCUCCAACACCUGUGCGUACGCUUUGGCAUCGAGCCUGCUAUGGCUUUCUACAUUGCCAGGCCUAAAUUGGUACACAGUAUGAAGCAGGUCGAGGCUGUAGAAGCCGCUGAGAGGCUCCGUGCCGAGCUCACAGCCAGUCGUGCAAAGGUCAAGGCAACCGAGGACGUCAAAGCGGCGUCGGACGAAGCGCAGCAAAGCAUUCAAGGUACAACGGAUGCAAAUGAAGAUGGCGACGUGGACAUGGAAGAUGCCGAGACGCUCCAGUCGACCGCAAAGGGCAUCGAGAACGGCGAGGGCACGCAAGCUGGCGACGCAAACGGUGUCACAGCGGCGCAAGAAGUCGAGCCUUCGUCACAGGCCAAGCAGCCAUGGCACAAGGGUCUGCUGGAUGCUAUCGCCGCUGCGAGGGAGGUGCUUCCCGCCUCGGCUCACUCAAAUCUUGGGGUUCAUUUUUACGUGACCUUCUGGCAGCUCAGUCUGGCCGACAUCAACGUGCCCAUCGAACGAUAUCAGCAAGAAGUGAAACGACUCAACGCCCUCAUUCGCGAAACGACGCUCGAAGACCAACGAAAGCGUCUCCAGGACAAUGUCAGUCAGCUCAACGCCGAGAUGAAGGACCAGAUGAAAUCGCACGAAGUGACGCGGAAGCGAUUGAUGGCGGAGAAGGAGCACUGGUUCAGCGACAGUGCCGAUCGAGGUGCGAUCGUGUCGCAGUUGAUCCAGUACUGUCUGUUCCCGCGUGCACUGCUCUCGCCUACCGACGCCAUUCUCGCUGGCAAGUUCAUCCGCACUGCGCACAACCUCGGUACCCGCAACUUCUCCAGUCUCACGGCGUAUGACAAGAUCUUUGUCGAUCAUAUCGCUGCGGUCAUCUUUUCUUCGACCGAGAACGAGGCGCGAAACUAUUCGAGGUUUCUGUACACAAUCCUCUCCGAUCUAACUCCGUGGCACCGUUCAUCUGAAACGUAUGCCAAAGAAGCGAUCGGUCAGAGACUGCCUGGCUUCCAGAUGCGAUGGCAUAACCGUCAUGGUGGCGAGGAAAUCCCAUCGGCCGAUCUUUUGUCAUGGGAGCAGUUCCGCAUUAUCUUUUGCAAGUGGCAGGACUGCCUUCAACGCGCCUUCAAGAGUUGUCUCUCGUCCAAAGAGUACAUGCGCAUUCGCAACACCAUCAUUGUGAUGACGAGGAUCUCCCCUUUCUAUCCGUUGAUCGAAUCCACCGGGACCGAAAUUAGCGCCCUUGUGGAGUCGCUUGCAGCAAACGAACACCGCGGAGACCUCAAGAUUCUCGCGCAGGGCUUGUUGGCCACUCUGAAGUCGCGCAAGAAGUCUUGGAUUCCUUUGGGCCGGGCUCGAACCGUACCGAAUGCUCCUGCCCCUGCCAAGACACCUGCCGCGUCAGGCGACGCGGUUACGUCAGGAUCAGAGACCGCCUCGAAGAAAGACACGCAGAAGUCGAAGGAAGAUGACAAGACGCAACAGUCUGUCCGUGCCAAAGAGACGGCAGAUGCAACGGCGGCGCAGCCAAAGAACGCCAACGCUGCUCCGACCAAUGGCGGUAGGGCGGACAAAGUCCCAGAGAAGGCCAGCACUCCUGCGCCUGCUGGAGUUCGAGCUUCGACUGCAGCCGUGGGAUCGAGCGGUCGGGGGGGCGCCGCUACCAAAGUACCGCCCAGUGCCAACCUCCCUACUCGUCCGGGACUGCCGUCGCAGAACAGUGCACCAGCCGAAGCGAAAGAUCGUCGGUCCGCUACUCCAGCCGCUACAGCGGCCAAUGAGCCGCGAAGAGGCGACGAUCGUGGCAGCACAACAAAGGCGGACGACUCUUCUCGCCGUGGUGGUGGUUCAAGCGAGCGUACUCAUACUGCGCCACCAUCUGGACCGCGUGGCGAUGCCACGCGCGAUAAUGGGCUUCCUACUCGGCCUGCGCGUGAGCCUGCCCCGGCUAGCGAUCGCAACCGUGCCAGCAACGGAGGCGACGACCGACGUGCACCAUCGCAAACACCUCGUGACACGAGCGACAAUAAAUCGUCUGUUCGCCCCACAGCAGCAGGGGGAGAAGCGAUGAACCCGCCUUCGGGCCCUGCGAGCACUACGAGCGCACAGGCUGCCCGCUCGCGCGCCGACCGCGACCGAGCCGACCGGCCGUCAUCCGCUUCCCUCUCGACGACCGCUGCAAAGGACAAAGACGUUCGAGAUCGGGACCGCGACCGUGAUCGAGACCGCAAUGAUCGGCAGAACGACCGCGACAAGGCACGCAUCUCGGAGCGAGAACGCGAACGCGAAAAGGAACGCGAUCGACGCGAUCGGGAUCGCUCCGUUCGAGACCCAGUUCGAGACCGAGACCGAGACCGCGAGCGCGAGCGCGAACGAGAUCGAGAAAGAGAUCGCGCACGGGAGCGGGAGCGCGGGGCCAAUGCUCGCGAUCGGGAGCGUGACCGAGAUGACAGGAAGCGCGGUGGUGGCAGCGCGCAGGCAAGUCGGAAUGGUACACCUACGCGCGACGUUGCAGACAGCGGUCGCAGGAGUGGUAGCAGUACGCCGAUUGCACCCCGUCGCGAUCGAGAACAGUCACAGCAGCAGCAGCAGCGUAAUCGAGAAUCUGCGGCAGCCACACCCACCUCUGCUCGAUCCACACCUGGCGUCGGCAGUGCUGCGGACGAAAUCACCAUCCGCGGCGGCGCCGAGCAGCAGCGAAAGCGCACACUGGUCGACCGUCUCGGCGGAUCCUCGUCAUCAGCCGCUCCCUCGCCAGGUGGUGGCGCUUCACCAUCCGCUCGCACCGCAGAACCCGAUUCCACGACGGGCUGGGACACGGAAGAGACGUCGAAACGCAUCAAGAUCGAUCGGAAUCCGAAGUACGCUGCUGCGGGUCCACCUGUGCCGCACCCCUCGGCGGCCAUUCCGGAGGGCCCGCGGUCGGACAAGCGGCACCAACCGCAGUCGCGCAAUUUGUUCGGUGGCGGCGGUCGUCGGGAUGGCGGUGGGCGUGACCAGCGGCGUGAUCGUUCGGCUCGCAGGGCUGGAAACGAAUGA